Molecule: messenger RNA, 3417 nt
Organism: Cylindrotheca closterium
Lineage: Eukaryota; Bacillariophyta; Bacillariophyceae; Bacillariales; Bacillariaceae
Source: the annotation of a GenBank genome assembly
AUGAGUACUCUUACCAACUUGACGGAUGCGGCUGUCUGGGAAAAUGAUGAUGAUGAUGAUGACAUUUACGUGGAGGAUGUAGACUUUUCCAACUAUGUUCCUACUGCCUAUCAACCAGGGUGGGAUUGGACGUAUUACAUCAUCAUUAUUUGCCUUGCAAUCAACUCGUUGCUUCCCUUUAUGCUGUGCUGGGCCCAUCGUAGAAAGCGAUUUGCCACCGAAUUGGAAACUCGAGCCUUGGUUCCAUCUGAUUUUGGCGUUGAAAUGAAGAAGACCAGUGAACAGGACGACGAUGAUAAGAGUAUUGGUGGAAUGUCGGUUGCCUCCAGUGCGGUUUCGAUUGUCUCUAGUGUCUUGGACCAACGUGUCCACAAGGGACUCUUUCACCGUCAACAAAAUCGCAAACGCCGGGGUCGCCGUGUUAUUAGUCCCAAGAAUGUCAAUGCUAAGGAGACUGGAGACAACAAGAAUGCUGGUGGGCAAUCAAUGGGGGAUGCGAACUCCUAUCUAGGCUCGUUGGAUGAUGUGAGUGUCAACGAUGCAGUCGAUGCACCAGGCAAGAUCACAGGCAACAAUGCCGGAGCUCUUAAUCAUCACGAUAGAGAGAUGUCUUUGGGUGAGCGUCUAGUCGAUUGUUCUACCUGGGACAAGGAAAUGAAAAAAAUUGUUUCCUUGUGGAUUCCCUACUCGAUUAGUGGUGCUACAGAAGGAUUUGCACAGAUUGUCAAUUUUGGCAUUAUUUCGCACUUUAUCGGUUUGAGGGAAGCGAAUGCCUACGUUACGGUUGUUAUUCUUACCGAAUUCACAGACGUCUUUACGUAUGGUUUCAUUGAAGCCGUUGGAGUCUUGGGACCCCAGGCUGACGGUGCCAGAAACGAUUUGCUUGUGGGACGGUACAUGCAACUUAGUUUGAUUUUCUACACCCUAUGCAACAUUCCGGGGCUCCUCAUUUGGAGUUUCUACACGGAACCUGCCGUCAUAUGGCUUGGUUUUGACGAAGAAACGGCAAGACUGGCCCAAGGGUAUGCCUAUCCUUUGUUGGCAAUGGGCUUUUUUGAAGGAGCUGGCGAAGUCCUUGAUGCGUUUUUGGAGUUUACAGACCAUGAAAAGUUUGCCAUGUUUAUGGACCUCUUUGCCAAUGCUGUUGAGACCUGUGCGGUUAUUGUCAUGGCGACGAUGGGCAUUAAGGAUCUGGUUCUGGUUGGAAUCAUCCAAGCCUUGGCAAGUUUCCUCAUUAUGAUUAGCAUCAUUUCUGUUGUGCUAUACUUGGGUUGGUUGGAUGACUAUUGGGAGGGCAUUGCCCUCACAUGGGGACUCAACGACAAGAGAGCUGUCAAGAACAUGAUUACGACUGCUAUUCCACUGGGUCUCUCCUAUAUGUUGACCUAUGGUGAAUGGGAGGUCAUGACCUUGUUUGCCGCGCACAUGGGUCCUGCUGAAGUUGCUGCAUGGGGUGUUCUUGGUUUCCUUUGGGAUACCUUUGAAUACAUUGUUGAGGGUCUUGCGGAUGCUGUUGAAGUUCGCGUGGGUUUCCGAAUGGGAGCAGGAGAGAUGACGGAGGCUAAGGCUUCCGCAUACAAGGGAAUGUAUCUUGCUAUUGUUAUUUCGGUCUAUGGUACAGCUAUCCUCUUUUUGAUGUCGGGUCAUUUGCCAGAAUGGCUCACUCCCGAUCCGACCUUGCAGCACAUGAUCUUUGAAGCUUUGCCUCUUAUUGGCUUUGGUCAAAUUCUGAUGUCGGUGGGUAUGGUUUGUUGGAACAUUCUUGGCGCCCAAGGCCGUGUUCGAUUGGCCACCGUGGUCGAGUUCGUUACAAGUUGGAUCCUUGUGAUUCCCAUGGCUGCUAUUCUUGUCUUUGUUUACGACUACAACUUGAUGGGUAUGGUGGGACCACUGGUUUUGGGAUACACCCUUGGAUGUGUGGCCAUUAUCUACAUUCUAUUCACUUCUGAUUGGACGAAACUUUCUGACAAGGUCGUAGAACAAAACGGAGGAAACAUGAAUUAUGAUGAGUACGAUUGGGAUGAUCUGCCACUGAAAAUCCAGGAGGCUGCCACGGUCUUGGGGUACACCGGUCAGAUGUGGGAUGCUGAUGCAGAACCAGCAAGUUCGAACAAAGACUGGGAGGAGCUCACCUUGGAGGAGCAAGAAGCAGCCCGUAAACUUGGUUUCAACCGAAGAAAGUGGGAUAGCGAUCAAAGUGGGGUCACUGAGGAAGAGAAUCGUUCAAGCUCUACAGGUUACGAUGACUACGAUUGGGACGAGCUACCUCUCGCGAUCCAAGAGGCUGCCAAAGUUCUUGGUUACACAAAACGCAUGUGGGAUACUGACAAGGAACCCGCUUCGUCGAACAAGGAUUGGGUUGAACUCAAGUCAGAGGAGCAAGAGGCCGCGCUCAAGCUUGGAUACGACCAAAUAAAAUGGGACGGCGAUGAUCAAUCUGAUGACAGCGCCAAUGGCAACUCAAAAAGCAUCUCCAAGAGUCCAGUCACAAAUUCAGCCUCUAGGAGUCCAGUUCCAACUGCAUCCUCGCUCUACGAUGACAUGGAUUGGAAUGAGCUGCCAGCUGGAGUACAAAAGGCCGCCACUGCUCUCGGCUACACGAAGGUCAUGUGGGACGGAAGCAAGGAACCACGAACAUGCGACAAGGAUUGGAAGGAGCUUACAAUGGAUGAGAAAAUUGCUGCCAGGAAGCUCGGGUACGACCAGAAAUCUUGGGACGGUGAUGGAAAGUCUACGAAUCACUCUGCAGAGAAGCCAGUGACCAAGGCAUUGUCUGAUCCUACGCCUGAACCAGUGUCUCAUCCGUACCAAGGUAUAGAUUGGGGCGAGUUGCCACAUAACGUCCAAGCAGCUGCAAAGACUCUUGGGUACACUGGCAGAAUGUGGGAAACGGACAGCACCCCGCUUGUUUUCCACAAGAACUGGAAAGAUUUGAUUUCAGAGCAGCAGAGCGCUGCGAAAGAGCUGGGCUAUGACGAGGCAAAAUGGGAUAGCGACGCUGAAAAAAGAGGACCACCAAAAUACGAUGACUUGACAUGGAGGAAAUUGCCAUCCGAGGUUCAAGAGGCAGCUCAGGUGUUGGGAUACACUCCAAAGAUGUGGAACAACGACAAAGAACCUCCAACGCGUUUCAAGCGAUGGAACGAGCUUACUCCAGAUGAACGCUCCGCGGCAAACGUUCUUUACUUGAACGAAGAAAAAUGGUCAGAAACUCCAUUACCGAACUAUGACGAUCUCUCUUGGAGCAAGCUGCCUCCGCAAGUGAAGGAGGCCGCCACGCUGCUAGGGUACACGGGAAAGAUGUGGAACAACGAUAAAGAACCAGCGACAAGUGACUUGGACUAUGACGAGCUCACGCAAGCUCAAAAAGAGGCUGCAUUGACCUUGGGAUACGACAAGAAGAAAUGGGAUAGUUAA